Messenger RNA from Drepanopeziza brunnea f. sp. 'multigermtubi' MB_m1, 315 nucleotides. NCBI's taxonomy places the organism in Eukaryota, Fungi, Ascomycota, Leotiomycetes, Helotiales, Drepanopezizaceae. The record is from RefSeq and is a predicted model, not a curated record.
AUGUCUAGACUUCUUGAGCUUGCUGUCAACUUCGAGCUGUCCAAGGAGGAGAUUGAGAGUAUUGACAACCUGUAUGAGCCGAGGAACGUUAUGGGUAUUGCUCUCGCGCUUGUGCCGGGAAGUCCACCACCCCCCGGAGCUAUUCGAGUCAUAGCAACGGAUCUUCUGCCAGUUUUGGUCUUCUCGACCGUCAGUCUCCCAGUUCCCCAGUUUCUAAUGGCUCUCCUCGCUCCUAUUCGUCUAGCGUUUGGAGGGCCAGCCACCCCUCAAAGAAACCCACCACCUUCACAAUACCCAAUGAGUCACCUGGCAUAG